This is a messenger RNA of Musa acuminata AAA Group (dessert banana), 1702 nucleotides long. RefSeq names its product VQ motif-containing protein 11-like. The record is from RefSeq and is a predicted model, not a curated record. Bases 833 to 1588 code for a protein of 251 amino acids. The transcript has a single exon. NCBI's taxonomy places the organism in Eukaryota, Viridiplantae, Streptophyta, Magnoliopsida, Zingiberales, Musaceae.
CUACUUCUUAUCAUACAUUGUCCAACUAAGAUCACUUGAUCGCCGGAUAUCACUGAUGGAUCAUGAUAGAUAUUUCACCUUGAUAUUGAUCCAAGAAUAGAGCCACCAUUUGAGACCAACACUGCCUCCCUUGUCAUUAUGUUUAUGAAUUCAUUAGUUACUUAUAUCGAGUAUCAUCAACAUAAAUAAAAUCGUCAAUAUCAAGUUCAUACUCUUGUCCAGUAUUGAUCAUCAAACACCACCUCAGAAACACGUAGAAGCCGCAUGGGUUGGUCCCACAUUCAGGACGAAUCAGGUAUCGACAGGUUACGAGACAGCAUGCACUAUACCUCGCGGCAUGAGAAGAGCUCAAAGUCCACCUUUUCGAAGUGACGCUACAUAAGCGACACCCAUCCGGCCGGCCUAACCUUCGGCUGAGCCACGGCAAGCAGCCACCAGCAUUUUCUAUCAAACAGUGACGCUCCACGUAUUGAAACGCGAAUCAUCUCCGUUCCCGGAGACGAUUAAAACCGUCUACCGUGUUGCGGGACGAGCAACUGAUCACUCUAUGCUACGAAACAAAAGGCCUCUUCAUUUCCUCACGCAACGCCAGCUUCGGCGAGGGAGUCUGCAAACUGCAGAGAUGAGAGACAGUCGCUGCGUCUCAUCGAAAAACGUGCCUUCAGGGAAUGGAAAGGGAAAUGGCUUCUUCAUAUCCCUCUCCUUGUGAGCAGUAUCAGCAGUACCAUCUCUCUCUUAAUACUGUAGACUUAUUGUCCGUCAGGGAGUGGGAUGAAAGAGACAAGAUAUAUAUGCACAUAAAGAUGUGAAUUGAAGGAAACGGAGAGGAGCAAUGUGCAGAUAUUACUGCAGCUUUUCGGGCUACAGUAUAAAGCAAACCACCGUCUCCUUUAUUCCACACGCGCUGCUUCUCAGCCCUUCUCCUUCUCAUGCCUUGAUCUCUUUCUGCUUCUCUUUACCACCUUCCAUGGCUGCUCUCUUUCCUGGCAGCGGGAACAACAACAAGAGCACCGACAAGUUAGACGCCGAUGCGCUCUCUUGCUCCUCCGCCGCCGUCACUGGCAGCGCCGGCGAUAACACGACCUACGUGCACGCCGACCCGGCCAACUUCCGAGCCUUGGUGCAGAGGCUGACCGGCCCCGCUGGAAACUACUCCUCCGUCCACAAGCUGCCUGUCGCGAGUCCCGCCGCCGCUCGGAACGUGCGGUCCAAGAGGCAGAAGCUUCAGGAGAGGAGGCGGGCAUCCACCAAACUCGAGAUCGACAUUGGCCAUUCUCUCUACCGCGCCAGCACGACGACUCGUUGCUACCGACCUCAUCAUCACCACUGUUCCAAUACAACAGUAAGUCGGAGGAACGGAGACGAGGUAGGGCUCCUGCUAUCUCCGAUAUCCACCAUUGACUCUUGCUUGCUCGCCUAUUCUGCGAGUCCAACCACUGCCACCAAAAAUGAAGAGGAAGAUAGAGCGAUCGCAGAGAAGGGGUUCUAUCUGCACCCUUCUCCUGGGAGUAACAACGGCGAUCCACCAAAGCUUCUCCCAUUGUUCCCUCUCCAUUCUCCUAAGAACUCCGUUUCUUCCUCGGAGUGAUUGCCCCUUUUUUUUUCUUAUUCUUAUCGUUGCUGUCAUCCAAGUUUAGUGAUCUUCACGACUGUUCCAAGUGCAACAGAAGUCACAGAAGGAAUCACGUCAAGAGUUGUGCUA